Molecule: messenger RNA, 777 nt
Organism: Dryobates pubescens (Downy woodpecker)
Lineage: Eukaryota; Metazoa; Chordata; Aves; Piciformes; Picidae
Gene: NKX1-2
Product: NK1 homeobox 2
Exons: 2
Coding region: 1-777 (258 amino acids)
Biological process (GO): regulation of transcription by RNA polymerase II; cell differentiation
Cellular component (GO): nucleus
Molecular function (GO): RNA polymerase II cis-regulatory region sequence-specific DNA binding; DNA-binding transcription factor activity, RNA polymerase II-specific
Source: RefSeq, a predicted model, not a curated record
AUGCGGAAAGUUCUCUAUGUCUGCCCGGUGUGCGGGGCAUCCUCAAGUCCCCGGGCAGCGCUCCGGGUGUUUUUCCCCCAGCACGGCUGUCCCCGUGAACGUCUUUCCCCGGGGCGGGAGAGGUCGGCUGCCCCGGCCCCCCUGGCUGCCCCUGACCGGCAGCGGGACGGCGGGCUGGAUCCGCAAUCCCCAUCAGAGAGCGGCGCCGAGGCAGCGGGGCAGGAGCACGACGAGGAGGGACCGCCUGGGGACGGGACAGAGGCUAGGGACAGGACCCAAGCCGCAGCUCCUCCCGGUCCGGAGGAGCCGGUCUCACCGCGGGGUACUCGGCGGCGGCGGGCCGAAGCGGGGUGCGGCAAGCCGCGCAGGGCACGGACGGCCUUCACCUACGAGCAGCUAGUAGCCCUGGAAAACAAGUUCCGGGCCACACGGUACCUGUCGGUCUGCGAGCGCCUCAGCCUGGCGCUCUCCCUCAGCCUCACCGAGACGCAGGUGAAGAUCUGGUUCCAGAACCGACGCACCAAGUGGAAGAAGCAGCACCCGGGCGCCGACGGGACAGCCCCUGCCGCAUCAUCCUCCACGGCGGUGGCAGCGACUGCGGGAGGCGGCAGCCCCAGCCCGCCGGGCCCCGGCUCUCUGCCCUUCCAGACUUUCCCCUCCUACGCUGCCACCAACGUCCUCGUCGCGCCCUCCGCUCCCUUCCCGCUGGGCGGGAGCCCCUUCGCGCCUUUUCUCGGCCCCGCGUACCUCGGCCCCUUCUACGCCCCGCACCUCUGA